Mucor mucedo is the source of this 1574-nucleotide messenger RNA. Its product is annotated as glucose-6-phosphate dehydrogenase. Gene Ontology annotation, molecular function: NADP binding; glucose-6-phosphate dehydrogenase activity. The coding region runs from base 22 to 1365 and encodes 447 amino acids. Gene Ontology annotation, cellular component: cytosol. NCBI's taxonomy places the organism in Eukaryota, Fungi, Mucoromycota, Mucoromycetes, Mucorales, Mucoraceae. The record is from RefSeq and is a predicted model, not a curated record. The transcript is spliced from 3 exons. Gene Ontology annotation, biological process: glucose metabolic process; pentose-phosphate shunt, oxidative branch.
GUUGGUUAUGCACGUACCAAGAUGGAUCACGAGGAUUAUUUGAAACGUAUUACGCAAUACAUCAAAGUCGGUGACGAUGGUGAUAAAUUGGAAGAGUUCAAAAACUUGACAGAUUAUGUCUCGGGUCAAUACGAUCAAGAUGCCUCCUAUCAACAAUUAAACACCUUUAUCACCAACAGCGAAAUCGAACGCAAAGUCGCCUCCCCCAACCGUGUUUUCUACAUGGCUUUACCUCCUUCCGUCUUCAUCCCCGUUGCUCAAGGCUUAAAACGUAACGUCUAUGCAGCCAACGGUAUCAAUCGUCUCGUUGUCGAAAAACCCUUUGGUAUGGAUUCUGAGAGUUCAAACCAUUUAGGUCGUGAAUUAGGCGCUCUUUUCACUGAAAACGAGAUCUACCGUAUUGACCAUUACCUCGGUAAGGAGAUGGUCAAGAAUAUCAUGAAUCUUCGUUUCGCAAACAUCUUCUUUUCCCAAAUUUGGAAUCGCAGUAACAUUGACAAUAUCCAAAUUACAUUCAAGGAGCCUUUCGGAACCGAGGGUCGUGGUGGUUAUUUUGACGAAUUCGGUAUUAUCCGUGAUGUUAUCCAAAACCACUUGUUGCAAGUACUUACUUUAAUCGCCAUGGAAAGACCUAUUUCAACCGAUUCGGAAGCAAUUCGUGAUGAAAAAGUCAAGGUAUUGAAAUGCAUUCAACCCAUUGCUUUGGAAGACACACUUUUAGGUCAAUAUGUUGCUGCUGAUGGUAAGCCUGGUUAUCUCGAGGAUGAGACAAUCAAGGCCAAGGACAGUUUGACACCUACCUUUGCUGCUGCUGUGUGUUGGGUCAACAAUGAACGUUGGGAAGGAGUUCCAUUUAUUUUAAAGGCCGGUAAAGCUUUAAACGAAGCCAAGGUGGAAGUGCGUAUUCAAUUCCAUCACGUUGCUGGUAACUUAUUCAGUGGAUCUGCACGUAAUGAACUCGUGAUCCGUAUCCAACCCAAAGAAGCGGUCUACAUGAAGUUCAACAACAAACAACCUGGCUUGUCCUACCAGACCAUCCAAACCGAUUUGGACUUAUCUUACCACGAACGUUACUCGGAAUUACAUAUACCUGAUGCUUACGAAUCGCUUAUUUUGGAUGUAUUACGUAACGAUCAUUCCAACUUUGUGCGUGAUGAUGAAUUGGAGCGUGCCUGGAAGAUCUUUACACCUUUACUCCAUCAGAUUGACGGCCACGAUUCUCAAGUCGAUAUCAAGUCGUAUCCUUAUGGCUCGCGUGGUCCCAAGGAAUUAGAUGCCUUUGUCAAGAAAUAUGGUUAUCAUCGUGAUGCCAAUGAUUACACCUGGCCUCGUCAAAAUGUCAACCCUGCCACUAACAAACUUUAAUUAUUUUUAUUUAUUUUUCAUUUUGUGCAUCUCUCCUCGUAAAAAUUAUCCCCUCUUCCUUGUUUAUUUUUUUUUUUUAUAUAUUCCCCCACCCCCCACCCUUUUUUAGUUCCUUUCUCACUCUUAACAAAAAAAAAAAAAAAAUCACUCACUCUCACACACUUCUUGUAUUGUAAUUUUUUUAAAUAAAUCUUCAUUUUUUUUUUUGU